Cladophialophora bantiana CBS 173.52 is the source of this 405-nucleotide messenger RNA. RefSeq lists its product as uncharacterized. The record is from RefSeq and is a predicted model, not a curated record. The transcript has 2 exons. Bases 1 to 405 code for a protein of 134 amino acids. Lineage: Eukaryota; Fungi; Ascomycota; Eurotiomycetes; Chaetothyriales; Herpotrichiellaceae.
AUGAAGGAGCCUAUCAGCGUUGAAGAACUCUGUCAAGGCCUCCCUGCCAAAUUCGCCAAGAACGUGAGCGAUAUUCACGGCCUGGAACAGAGACGCCGGCCUGGCUAUCUCUGUUUGCGAAAACUCUUCAACGAUCUCUCCGUUGUCAAGGUUUUUCAGAAUGAAAAUGUCUUUGACUGGACGAUCCGGGAGCUUCCACGGACGGAAGCAGGCAGCCGAAGCCCAGUGGUUGCCAACGGCGAGGGGAAGAUAAUGCAUGACGGCCGAGGUUCAGACCAGACCCAGAGGAUCACCACGACUGAACGACAGAAGUUACGGGCCAAGAGGCAGGAAGAUGCCGAAGAGAAAUCGAUUGGCCUUGGAAAGUCCAUGCGCGGAAAAGUCAACGCUGAAGAAGGGUCAUAG